Molecule: messenger RNA, 1656 nt
Organism: Chrysochloris asiatica (Cape golden mole)
Lineage: Eukaryota; Metazoa; Chordata; Mammalia; Afrosoricida; Chrysochloridae
Gene: AMH
Product: anti-Mullerian hormone
Exons: 5
Coding region: 1-1656 (551 amino acids)
Biological process (GO): gonad development; Mullerian duct regression
Molecular function (GO): growth factor activity
Source: RefSeq, a predicted model, not a curated record
AUGCCUGCGUCACCUCUCCCUCGCCUGGCCCUGGUGCUGGUGGUCCUGAGCAGCCCAGCCCUCCCUGAACAGCCUGCCCCAGGCCCCAGGAACCUCACCUGGAGCGAGGACAGUGUCGGGGACCUGUGCUUUGUGUCACUGGGCAGGGGCGGCAACAGGAGUGAUGCCCCACUGCAGGUGGUAGGCGCUCUGCGCAGCUACGAACAGGCCUUCCUGGCAGCUGUACGCCUCGCUCACUGGGGCCCCCAAGACCUGACCACCUUCGGGCUCUGUGCCCCCAGUGAUGGGCAGGUGGCCCUGAGCCUGCUUCGACGGCUGGGCAUGUGGCUCGGGGACCCUGGGGGGCAGCACCUGGUAGUCCUGCACCUGGAGGAAGUGACGUGGGAGCCCACACCCUCGCUGAGGUUCCAGGAGCCCCCGCAUGGAGGAGCUGGCCACCUGGACCUGGCGCUGCUGGUGCUAUAUCCUGGGGAGGGCCCCGAGUCCACGGCGUCCGGGGCUGCGCUGUCAGGUGUCCAGAGACUCUGCCCAUCCCAGGACACCCGCUACCUGGUACUGGCCCUGGAUCGCCCACAGUGGGCCUGGUACAGCGCAGGGCUGAGUCUGACCCUGCGGCUUCACAGACAUGGCUCCCUCCUGAGCACAGCUCAGCUGCAGGCGCUGCUGUUUGGCACUGACCCGCGCUGCUUCACGCGGAUGACCCCCACGCUGCUGUUGCUACCACUUCACCCACAGCCCACACCGCUGCCUAUGCACGGCCAACUGGACACGGUGCCCUUCCCCCCAGCCAGGCCAUCCUCUCAGCCCGAGGCGCUGCGCAGCACGGACCCCUUCCUGGAGACGCUCACGCGCCUGGUGCGCGCGCUGCGGGGCCCGCCAGGACGAGCUUCGCCACCACGCCUGGCCCUGGAUCCCGGCACGCUAGCUGCAGUCCCGCAAGGGCUCGUCAACCUGUCGGACCCCGCAGCGCUCGAGCGUCUGCUAGAUGGGGAAGAGCCACUGCUACUGCUGCAGUCGCCGCCCGCCCGCGACCCGGCCAGGGACGCCGCACCUGUGCCGGGCCCUGCCGGGGAGGCUCCGUGGGCGGCGGGCCUGGCACGCCGUGUGGCCUCCGAGCUGCAGGCGGCGGCCUCCGAGCUGCGGGGUCUCCCAGGGCUGCCGCCCACCGCCGCACCUUUGCUGGCGCGCCUACUGGCUCUGUGCCCAGGGGACACGGGCGGGGACGGCCCAGCGCGGCCCCUCCACGCGCUGCUGCUGCUCAAGGCCCUGCAGGGCCUGCGUGCGGAGUGGCGUUGGCGGGAGCGGCGCGAUCGGCCUCAGCGCAGCUCGGGGGUGACACCUGGUGGCGAUGGGCCAUGCGCGUUGCGUGAGCUCGUGGUGGACCUGCGAGCAGAGCGCUCGGUUCUCAUUCCGGAGACCUAUCAGGCCAAUAACUGCCAGGGCGUGUGCGCAUGGCCGCAGUCUGACCGCAACCCUCACUAUGGCAACCACGUGGUGUUGCUGCUCAAGAUGCAGGCGCGCGGUGUGGCCCUGGCUAGACCGCCCUGCUGCGUGCCCACGGCCUACGCUGACAAGGUGCUCAUCAGCCUGUCUGAGGAGCGAAUCAGCGCGCGACAUGUGCCUAACAUGGUGGCCACCGCGUGUGGCUGCAGGUGA